Messenger RNA from Hevea brasiliensis (rubber tree), 3364 nucleotides. RefSeq names its product putative receptor-like protein kinase At3g47110. The record is from RefSeq and is a predicted model, not a curated record. The coding region runs from base 36 to 3152 and encodes 1038 amino acids. Lineage: Eukaryota; Viridiplantae; Streptophyta; Magnoliopsida; Malpighiales; Euphorbiaceae. The transcript is spliced from 2 exons. Gene Ontology annotation, molecular function: ATP binding; protein kinase activity; protein binding. Gene Ontology annotation, biological process: protein phosphorylation.
GUGGUUGCUUCCAAACUUUAAGUGUCUGUUUUGCUAUGGAGCAUCUUCGUUUCUUUCUGCUCUCUAUCUUCCAAAUUUAUCUAUGUUGCUUCGUGAGCAUGGCGGAAGGCCUCAGUGCCAGCACCGACAGAGCAGCCCUUCUGUCUUUCAAGGCCUCAGUUUCUGACCCUCAAACCUUUCUUGGCGGAUGGACUCAUCAAAAUAUUUCUCACUGUACAUGGUACGGUGUCACUUGCUCCAUCAAAGGAGCUCGAGUCCGGUCACUUAGCCUUUCUGGCCUCGGCCUUUCUGGUCCCAUACCCUCUCAUCUCUCAAACCUUAGUUCACUCUUUAUGCUUGACCUUGCCAAUAAUUCAUUUUAUGGCCAGAUUCCAUCUGAGCUUAGUCGUCUCUCCCACCUUCAAUAUGUUUUCCUUGAAAUGAAUUCCAUCAAUGGCACCAUCCCUGUUCUUCUUUCUCAGUGUCAUAACCUUAAGACGAUCCGUUUAAAUGAGAACCAACUUACUGGUAACAUUCCUUCUCAACUAGGUUAUCUGCAAAGACUUGAAGUUCUCCACUUGUCUAUCAAUAACCUCACUGGUGCUAUCCCGGCAACAUUUGGAAAUCUAACCUCUCUCACGAACCUUUCCAUCUCAAGAAAUCAGCUUCUUGGUGAAAUUCCUAGUGAGCUGGGUCGUCUUCGUAACAUUCGUGAGUUUCAUGUAUCCGAGAAUCAGCUUAGUGGAGAGAUUCCAUAUUCUAUUUGGAAUAUUUCUUCUGUGGUCUUCUUGUCUCUAACACGCAACAACCUUACAGGAAAGCUACCGAGUGAUAUGGGUUCUGCUCUUCCAAAUCUCAGGGUGCUUUACUUGGCACGAAACAGGCUUGAAGGAAUAUUGCCCAGUUCCUUAUCCAAUGCCUCACGUAUUCAAUUUCUGGAUCUCUCUUCCAAUGGUUUUCAUGGGCCAAUUCCCCUGUUUGGAGGGAUGAAAGAUCUUCUUCGUUUAAUUAUUGGGAAUAAUUUUUUUCAUUCUACUACAAAGCUUAAUUUCCAGCUAAUUGAUUCUCUCAAAAACUGUACUCGGCUGCAGUAUCUCAUGAUCUUUUCCAACCAGUUGGCUGGUCAACUUCCAAGUUCCGUAGCAAAUCUGUCGACCCAUCUGCAACAGUUUUGUUUUUCUGAUAAUUUAUUGACUGGAAGCUUCCCUCAAGGUAUCGAAAGGUUUCAAGAACUCGUGUCCCUAUCGAUAGAAAAAAAUUCUUUUGUUGGUGAUAUACCAGAAACCAUAGGUAGGCUUAAGAAAAUACAGAAUUUUGCAGCAUACGACAAUAUGUUCUCAGGCGAAAUUCCGGAUAUAUUUGGCAAUUUUACGCAACUCGCUUCUCUAAGGAUAGGAGGAAACCAGUUUUUUGGUAGAAUACCCACUAGCAUCAGAUCUUGCCAGCAAUUGAAUACACUAGAUCUAGCUGCGAAUAUGCUCAAUGCAAGCAUACCAAAGGAGAUUUAUGGGCUUUCCACAUUAGUCAGGUUGAAUUUGCGACAAAAUGCUUUAUCCGGUCCUUUACCUGCAGAAGUUGGUAACUUGAAACAGAUGCAAUUCAUGGAUGUUUCUGACAACCAGUUGUCAGGAAACAUUGCCUCAACAAUUGGUAGCUGUUCAAGCUUGCAACGUCUCUUCAUGGCUGGAAACAACUUCACAGGUUCCAUCCCAAGCACAAUCGGACAAUUAGCAUCUCUCGAGGCCUUGGAUCUCUCUUCAAAUAGACUCACUGGUACAAUCCCUGAAGAGCUAGGACAACUUCAGUAUUUAGUCCAGCUUAACCUGUCCUUCAAUCAUUUGGAAGGUGCAGUUCCAAUGACCGGUGUCUUCAUGAACAUCAGCCAGGAUAAUCUCAAAGGAAACGACAGGCUUUGCCAUGAUAAUCAAACAACAGCAGAAAAAUUGGGACUCCCUCAAUGCACUGCGAAGAGAAGAACCAGGCAUCUUCUGUUGAAGGUCAUACUUCCUGUUGCUAUUGUCGCUUGCUUAAUGAUUAUGUUUUUGUGCUUUGCAUGCAAAGUUAUAUACUGGAAAAAGCAAAAGACGAAGAGAGGCAAAGGAAGGUUGUCCUCUCCUCUAAAGGGGUUGCCUCCAAAGAUAUCUUACUUUGAUAUCCGGCUAGCGACAGACAACUUUUCAAUGGAAAAUUUGAUAGGGAAGGGUGGAUUUGGUUCCGUUUACAAAGGCGUCAUCAGAAAUGUUGAAGAUGGAUCCUCCACUGGAGAAACCAUCCUUGCUGUAAAAGUCCUGGACUUACAACAAAGUAAAGCUGCACGGAGUUUUGCAGCAGAAUGUGAAGCACUGAGGAGUGUAAGGCACAGGAACCUUGUGAAGGUUAUCACUUCUUGCUCUAGCAUUGACCUUAAUGGAGAAGAAUUCAAAGCUUUGGUUAUGGAAUUCAUGUCCCAUGGUAACUUAGAUAAGUGGUUGUAUCAAGAAGAUGAUGAAGAAUCUGGUUUAUACCUAACGUUAUCGCAAAGACUGAAUAUUGCAGUAGAUGUGGCUUCUGCCAUUGAUUACUUGCACCAUGACUGUGAUCCGCCAGUAGUUCAUUGUGAUCUGAAACCUGGAAAUGUGCUAUUAGACGAUGAUAUGGUGGCUCAUGUUGGUGAUUUUGGAUUGGCAAGGUUGCUUCCUCAAAAUCCAUCAGGGAACGACAGUAGCACAAUAGGACUCAAGGGCUCAAUUGGUUACAUAGCUCCAGAGUACGGUCUGGGUGGCAAACCUUCAACCUCCGGGGAUGUCUACAGUUUUGGGAUCCUGCUACUCGAGAUGUUUAUAGCAAAGAAGCCCACUAACGAAAUGUUCAAAGAAGGUUUAAGCUUGAAUAAUUUUGCGACGGCAGUAAAUGAGAAUCAUGUCAUGGAGAUUGCCGAUCCAAGGCUUUUCAAGAACAAUUGGUACAAUUCAUUGCAAAGAACAGACAUUGGUUAUUCUAAUGAUGGCUCCAGCGGAAAUAGCAAUACAAGUAGUGGCAGUACUAUUUAUUCGCUAGACAAAAGCCGAGAGUUGGUAGCUGCUGCUAUAAGAGUUGGUUUGUCAUGUGCAGCUUCUUCGGCGAGAGAUCGUUUAUCCAUGAGAGAAGCCUUAGCGAUGCUGCAAAAGAUCAAGAAAGCAAUGCCCCAGACCUGAGAAAGUGCUUUGCGUAAUAAAUUGUAUUAAUCGAAUCCAACCGAAGUAGGAGUUGAACCCAGUUGAAGUGAAAGUUUAGUUUGAUUAUUUAUGUUCUUUUUUUUUUUUUUGAAAACUUUGAUUUUUUAUAUUCUUAUUCUUCGGGCCUAUUAAAUUUCAUAAAUUAUGCAUUGUAUUCCAUAAAGUUGAUAAAAUCAACAAAAAUUAGUCAU